AUACGACGAGGAUGCUAAAUGGGUGAUCCUGAGCAACAAGUAAUGCGCUCGAGGAGUCCAGCCUCAUUGAUAAGUGGUGAUUCAUCCAAUUUUAACGUACGACUCAAAAACUUUGGUACCGCGCCUGAACGGAGAGUAUGCAUAGAUCUCCCUCGGGAGGUCGUCAGAGUUGAUAGGGACUAUCAAUUCGGAGAAAUCUGGCAAUUCGCUAGGAGUUUUCCUAUGGAGCUAGAAGGGCGUCUAAACCCAGAGCAAUAUCAUUUCGCGAUACACGAGAUAAAUUACCAGUUAUCGCGAGCAUUCAAUCCCUGGUAUGCGGUUUUAGAUCAUUUAUGCGAUAUAGCGAGUUUCUACACUCUCAGUUUAUUCAAACGCACUUACUUUGAGAAGCGAAUAUCAGAAUUAGAGGGCACGCUUAAUUAUUUGAAUUACAAUUUAUUCAAUCCUGCGGGAUUGAAUAUACUCAACCCAUCAAUCAUUGGAUUCCUCUAUCUCGAAAUUGAGUACUAUUAAGUACAGUACUAUUGACCUAUUUAAACACAUGCUAAGUUCACUGAAACACACUCCUUACACUACUUCACUUAAUCACUAACUUGUAUUAUAAUACCCUUAAUUAUUCGAAAUACACGCUGUUCUGGUAUACACUUUACAUUACACUACUCACUGAUAUUACAUUCUACUAUCCCUGAAUACAGGCUUUCGCUUUUCCAAAUGAGCAGAAAGCGCUUCCUUGACAUCUCCAGAUUGCAGGGCGACAGAGUUGUGCGUAGCUGUGAAUGCGAGGCUGUC
This is a messenger RNA of Wallemia mellicola CBS 633.66, 789 nucleotides long. RefSeq lists its product as hypothetical. Gene Ontology annotation, cellular component: extrinsic component of endoplasmic reticulum membrane; endoplasmic reticulum palmitoyltransferase complex. Gene Ontology annotation, biological process: peptidyl-L-cysteine S-palmitoylation; protein targeting to membrane. Bases 19 to 513 code for a protein of 164 amino acids. The record is from RefSeq and is a predicted model, not a curated record. Lineage: Eukaryota; Fungi; Basidiomycota; Wallemiomycetes; Wallemiales; Wallemiaceae. The transcript is spliced from 2 exons.